Molecule: messenger RNA, 393 nt
Organism: Phytophthora infestans T30-4
Lineage: Eukaryota; Oomycota; Peronosporomycetes; Peronosporales; Peronosporaceae
Product: secreted RxLR effector peptide protein, putative
Exons: 1
Coding region: 1-393 (130 amino acids)
Source: RefSeq, a predicted model, not a curated record
AUGCGUCUUCCUUACGUGUUCGCGGCCACGAUGGCAACUCUCCUCGUUUCUAGCAACGCGCUCGUGAACUCGAACCAAGCUAUGCUCUCUUCACCAAAUGAGCAGCACCAACGUCAAUUGCGGUCUCACCAGACCCCUGUGGAGGAUCAGGAACCCGAUGAGGAGAGGUCUCUAUCUAAAGCCGAGAUGAAGCGGUUAUUUGAAGCGGGGAAUUCUUUGGACGAUUUUGCUAAGCACUUAGGCAUUGCUGACGAUGUUGUACGUGCUCAAAGCUCGAACACCGUUCUCCAGCGGCUCAUGCAAACGGACGAGUACAUGAAGUACUCUACGUAUCUCAACUUUCUGUCGAAACAAAACAAGAAGAAGAAGCCACCUACUUUCUACCAUUUAUAA